AUGGACAUCUUUCGCAACGCAAAACAAACCGAACGGGAAAACACCGCGAGACGACGACACCAACAAACUCGUGGCAACGUGGUCUCGGUAGCACAGAAUCGUUGCUUUGCAGAGAACCCACUUCAUAUACUGGCCGAGAUUCUCCCAUUGAGUUGCUUCAAGAGCGGCGCGCCGAGUCCCAAGCCGGUCUUUUUGUACGAGAAACAAGAGGAGGAGAGUGUUCCGUGGGUGAUCACGACCGAUAGUUCGGACGAGGAUGUCUCCAUUCUCGACGACGACAAGGAGUUUUUUAUCAAUGACAUUAAAGAUCAAGUCCGAUCCCAGCAGCUUCAACAACGACAGCAUCCACGAGGAUUGUCGAUUGCCAAGCAAGCCAAUAGUCCGUAUCGUCGCUACUACGAGCCCGAAACGGUGAAGGAGAGCAACGAGGAGGAGGAGCGAGAAGAUGAUGCCAAUGACGAGGAAGAAGAUUACUUCUUCAAUGUGCCGUUGAACAGUUUUGACCGACGAAUGGUGUGA
Seminavis robusta is the source of this 519-nucleotide messenger RNA. Lineage: Eukaryota; Bacillariophyta; Bacillariophyceae; Naviculales; Naviculaceae. The record is from the annotation of a GenBank genome assembly.